Molecule: messenger RNA, 1961 nt
Organism: Indicator indicator
Lineage: Eukaryota; Metazoa; Chordata; Aves; Piciformes; Indicatoridae
Gene: SMCO3
Product: single-pass membrane protein with coiled-coil domains 3
Exons: 3
Coding region: 256-933 (225 amino acids)
Source: RefSeq, a predicted model, not a curated record
ACAUUUCAGCUGAUUGCAGGAGCACUCAGAGAAAAUCAGGUGUGGAAAGGUACCAAGACCACACUGAAUGAGAAAGCAAGCCAGCAACAUCCCUGAGGCAGGACUGACACAAAAUCAUACUUAGCAUUGACAUGACUUUUUGUUUCCUGACAAUCACAAAUCUUUACUGUAUGUGUACUUUGCUCCUUCCAGCUUGAAGAGAGAUGUGUUAAAGAGUUUAUUCUCUUGACAGAGCUAUAAGCCUAUUUCUGAAGAAUGGCGCUGAGUGACCUUCUUUACCCAGAUAACCCCAAGAGAAGGCAAGAAUUGAUCCAGCUGCACCAGGAAUUGCUUGACUGUAUGUCCACAAAUUUCCGUGCCACAAAUGAGCUGGCUGGAGUGCUGAAUGAGCACCUGGGCUGUACCAUUCCUCACAUUCAGAUGAGAGACAGCAGCACUGUCAAGGAAAACUGUGAUAUAAUCAUUCAAGCGAUGAGUGAGAUUCAGCACCAGGUACAGAAGAUUGAUAGUGACAUGAAGGAAAAGCUAGAGCCUGUGCUGUACCAGAAGCUGUAUGACAUCAAAGAGCCUGAGCUGGAGAAAAUUGCAAUAGCCCAAAAAAUUUUUUCCAUUGUUCUUGGAGAAGCAACUUCAACAGCUGGGAUGGUAGCUAUGAAACUUCUUGGAUCCAAUCUUGUAACUUUCACUGUGAGCAAGCUCAUCAGCCUCCUUGCACAGAUCGGGGCAUCUGUUCUUGGGGGAAUCAGCAUCACCAUUCUUGGGCUUGGAAUAGAAAUGAUCCUCCAUGCCAUCCUGGGAGCUGUGGAGAGGAAUCAGCUUUCCACAGCUGUGAGAAGCUACGAGAAGCACCUGGCUGAGUUUAAAGCAGCCUCAGAAAAGUAUCAGCGUGCCAUACGUGAAGUGACUUCUUUGGUGAGACAGCAGGCUCAGUGAAGGACAUCAGAGUUCUCUCUCCUGCUAUGACAGUGGCUGCAGCAGCUACACCUGCAGAAACCUUUGUGAUUCAUUAUGGUAAAUGAACUACUGAUGGCUUUUUUUGUCAUCUUAGUGGCAGCAGAUCAAGAGAUGUGACAUCAGAGAAUUGGCACUGAAAUAUAUUAAUAUGGAAUUGACUUGUAGGUGCUUCUGGGAAGAAAUGCUUUCAAUUCUUUGCACCUUUCCUUCAGCUAUUUUCUGGAAUGCAUCAUAGAUAACCUUGAACUAUAAUUCUUACUAGUGAGAUUAAUAUUCAUUGCUGGAGCAGUAGUGAUAAGGUGUGAUUUUUUUUCUCUGUGUUACUAUGUCAAAGAUCACAACAUGAUGAGAGAAAACCGUUUCAACAAGCCAGUCCAUGUUGUCAUCUGCAGGGCUCACUGGGACAGCUGUGCUUGCAAAACUCUUGGUGUGGAUUAGUGCUAAAUCUGGUAGGCUGAAUUCCCUGUUCAUUGAACUGCUUACAAGGGCUAGGUGAAGCAUAUUUAACUUUUAUUUCCUGUCCUAUCCCUGCCUAAGAAGGUGGGAAGAGGUCUUCUUUAAAUAAACUCUAAUCCCACAAGAUUAGCAAGUAAGAGAAGCGUGGGCCUACAAACAAACACAAAUAAUCUUACCCCACAACUGAAAGUGGCCACAGUGUUCCAGGCAUGCCUGGCUGUGAAUAACCUCUUAUGCUCAGUAAUGCCCUGUUCCUGACAACCCACAGGGAAAUAUUUCUGUGCACACUUGCUGCUCUGUUGAUGGAAAUGGAAUUAUACACAUGUACAAGUGUCUGUAGGAUUACAGCCCUGCUUUACCUAAACCCAUCAAUAUGAGACUGCGAGAGGAUGCUCAGGUUUUGAAUUUCCCAGUAUGCUAUCCAAGGGGCUAGCUUUUCAGGUUUUGAAAACAAAGCUGGAAGUGAGACAUGAUUUGCAGUCCCUUGCUCUGAUUUGCUGUGGUUUGCUUUUACUUUUUUGCUCUCUGAAAAAAAACAAAGAAAAAUAAAA